This is a messenger RNA of Synchiropus splendidus (mandarinfish), 1566 nucleotides long. Its product is annotated as interleukin-17C-like. Lineage: Eukaryota; Metazoa; Chordata; Actinopteri; Syngnathiformes; Callionymidae. Gene Ontology annotation, cellular component: extracellular region. The record is from RefSeq and is a predicted model, not a curated record. The coding region runs from base 1 to 522 and encodes 173 amino acids. Gene Ontology annotation, molecular function: cytokine activity. The transcript has 3 exons.
AUGCACGGGUUCAGCCAAGAAACGGUCCUCGGCGUCCUCCUCAUCCUCAACCUCGGCGCUUUCCGCGGCACAGCUGCGCGGCGCUCGAGAUGCUUGAGCGAGAAACAGUUGGAGGACAAGUUUGACAAGUUUAACCAGAGAAGAGCUCCCUAUUUGUCUCUCCUGUCGGAGCCGACGACUGCUCCUCGCAGACAGACUUGCGAGCAAGUCGCCCGGCAGACGUCGCAUAUGACACCGAGACACAGAGCUCUGUCGCCGUGGAGAUACAGGAUGGUUCUCUUUCCCCUAAGCAUCUAUCACGACCAACGGUUGCCUUAUAGCAUCGUCCAGGCCGAGUGUCUCUGUCAAGGCUGUAUCAUCAACCAGCAGGAGGACAUGAGCUACAAUUCUGUUCCUGUGUUCGCACCUCUCUUGGUGCUGAUCAAGUCCCGUUGUCUGAACGAUCCAAACAAAUACACACUCAAAAGGAAGAUCGUCCAAAUCCCGGUAGCUUGCACCUGUGUUGUUCCCAGGUCCUACUGAAUAACAAUAAUAAUAAUAGUAAUAAUAAUAGUAGUAAUAACAAUAGUAAUAAUAAUUCAGCGGAAAAGCAAGCCAGACAAAUAAAUAAAAUAGGAAUGGCAUCUUGAUGGUUAAGGACAGGCAUGGUUUAAAUAAUGUCUAAACCUGUGAUAGCAUGAGUGGAACCGCAGGCAGGAGUAGCUGUGAUGGAGCUCAAGCACGAGGCUCAAGCGACAGCGCCAAUGCCAGAGUGAUUUUCAUUUUACCUCACUGUUGCUAAAUGCAACGUAAGCACUAAACGUAGACUUCUUGAUAGGCAUAAGCUAAAAGAGGCAUGAUACGGGUCAAUAAUGUCAUUUCUCUUCUGCCCGUCAGCAGAUUAAGAUCUUUUAAAGUCGUGAGUGUGAUAAAAAAAAAAUCGCUCACCGCAUCUAGACACAGCGUGCAUGAGUCACCAUUUUUUUAGUUUAUCAGAAAGCACUACUCACGUGAAGGAGUCUUGAUAAAGUAUUUCUUUUUUUAAAGACGAGUUGCCAUUGACUUGAUAGACCCCCAUGAGGUGCUCUCUUUUUAUUUGGUGCUUGGAAAAUGAGGUGUUCUCUUCUGUGUUUAUUUUAUCAAUACUAUUUGUGUUUGGUCUAUUUUCAGACAAAAUAACAGAUUUUAAAGUUGCCUUUAGUUUCACAAGGCAGUUUCAAGGGAGCACUUUAAGACCAAUGUCGCUUAAAAAAGGAAGAAUUCUUAAGUAUUAAUUAAUAUUAUUUAAUUAAUUAAAUAUUGGUAGUAAAUGUAAGUGUUGCUCAAAAUAUCUUUUUGUGCACUUUAGUGUCCAGAAAGUAAGAGCUUUUUUUAUCUGAAGGUAGUGUAGACCACUGACAGAGAGGAAAUCACUGUCAAACUGUAAUUCAUUGAAGUAACCCCAGUUAAUCCAGUUGGGGUUACUUAUAUUGACUGUAUCUAUGAAGAUGUGAACUGAUCUUAUUGUGAGAGAUCAUCCUGUAAAGACGCAUACCAUGCGAGGUGCUCGACCAUGACUGUAGUCUGUGAAGUUGCUGACUUUCGGUG